AUGACCCUCUCAUCCCUUCUCCGCAUUACUCCCCGCUUAGCCCCAGCGGCCCGCAGGACGCGAGCUGCGUCCACAAUCAAUACACCAACAACCAAGCCAUUAGACUCAAUACUCAUCGCUAAUCGUGGCGAAAUCGCUCUGCGCGUUGGACGCACAGCUGCGGAUCGCGGCAUCCGCGUGACUACCCUCUACACCGAUCCGGAUAGCCGAGCACAGCAUGCCUUGAGCUCGCCAUUUGCUUUUAAUCUCGGAUCUGUAUCGGCGUACCUUGAUGGUGACAGAAUAAUUGAAAUUGCGAAGAAAGAAGGGUGUCAGGCUAUACAUCCCGGAUAUGGCUUUUUGAGCGAAAACUCGGCUUUUGCACGAAAAUGUACCGAGGCUGGGUUGAUCUUCAUCGGCCCGCCGUACACAGCCAUUGAAGAUAUGGGAGAUAAGAGUCGUUCCAAAGAGAUUAUGACAGCCGCUGGUGUACCAUGCGUUCCCGGAUACCAUGGAGCCAAUCAAGAUCCCAAGUUCUUGGAGGAGCAGGCGGGCCAAAUUGAGUACCCGGUGCUCAUCAAAGCCGUCAAGGGAGGUGGUGGUAAGGGCAUGCGCAUCGCUCGCUCCCAAUCCGAAUUCCAAGCCCAACUUGAGUCAGCGAAGUCCGAGGCCAUGAGCUCAUUCGGUGAUGACAACGUGCUGGUCGAGAAGUACAUCACCACGCCACGACACAUUGAGGUACAGGUGUUUGCGGACAAGCAUGGAAACUCGGUGGCUCUCGGAGAGCGAGACUGCAGUAUUCAACGCCGACACCAGAAGGUCUUGGAGGAGUCCCCCGCGCCCCAUCUGCCUGACACUACCAGAAAGGAUCUGUGGGACAAGGCUCGGGCGGCUGCAUUGGCCGUUGGCUACGAGGGCGCUGGAACCGUCGAAUUCAUCUUCGAUAACGACUCCGGGAAAUUUUACUUCAUGGAAAUGAACACACGUCUACAGGUUGAGCACCCUGUGACUGAGAUGGUCACAGGUCAGGAUCUGGUUCAUUGGCAGAUCCUAGUAGCCGAAGGAGCCAAGCUACCCCUUACACAAGAGGAAGUAGAGGAGCGCAUCUCACAGAGCGGCCAUGGAAUCGAGGCCCGUAUCUACGCCGAGAACCCCGAGCAGGGCUUCAUUCCUGACUCGGGCCGUCUGCUGCAUGUGCGCACGCCAGCUACUUCGGAUGAUAUCCGUAUCGAUGCGGGCUUUGUACAGGGAGAUGACGUCUCCGCACACUACGAUCCCAUGAUCUCCAAGCUGAUUGUUCGUGGUGCGGACCGCGAAGAAGCACUCCGAAAAUUGGCGGUUGCUUUGGAACAAUACGAAGUCGCUGGUCCGGUGACCAACAUCGAGUUCCUGAAGAGCAUCUGCAAGAGCCCCGACUUUAUCGCGGGAGAAGUGGAAACUGGCUACAUUGAGAAGCAUCGUGAAGAGCUGUUCGCGAAGAAAACAAUCGACGACGAAGUUUUGGCGCAGGUCGCACUGGCUUGUCUACAGCGCGAUACCAUCUCAGGAGCACACUCUGCAGGCGUCGCUGGCUCAGCUAUUGGGUUCACGCCUAGCUACCAAGAGCGACAGCUAUCAUUCACCGAGUCCUCGGGCCCAGGCUCUACCGACGGAUCAACAUUCAAUGUACGGGUACAGCAAACAGCAGACGACACAUUCAACGUUGAAGUCGGUGGAAGAGUCUUUGAGCAAGUCGUCAGCAAGCUCGAUCCGACCUCCCACAUCGUCACUUCCUUUUUCCCCCACACUCGACUCGACACGACUGUGAUCAGAGACGAGGAUACUAUCAUCGCCUUCCAGCGCGGCACACAGUACCGACUUACGCUCCCCCGAGCGAAGUGGAUGGAGAAGGCGCUCGGUAUGAAAGAUGUAACGAACAGUGUCCUCGCCCCGAUGCCAUGCAAGGUUCUGCGGGUGGAGGUACAAGCAGGCGACGUCGUGGAGAAGGAUCAGCCUUUGGUGGUCAUCGAGAGUAUGAAGAUGGAGACAGUUAUCCGGAGUCCGCAACAAGGUACUAUUGCGCGAGUUGUACAUCGUCAAGGAGAUCAAUGUAAAAGCGGAACACCGCUGGUUGAAUUCGCCGAGUCCUUAUAG
Messenger RNA from Penicillium brevicompactum, 2112 nucleotides. Its product is annotated as acetyl/propionyl/methylcrotonyl-CoA carboxylase subunit alpha. The record is from RefSeq and is a predicted model, not a curated record. Gene Ontology annotation, cellular component: mitochondrion. NCBI's taxonomy places the organism in Eukaryota, Fungi, Ascomycota, Eurotiomycetes, Eurotiales, Aspergillaceae. Bases 1 to 2112 code for a protein of 703 amino acids. The transcript is spliced from 5 exons. Gene Ontology annotation, molecular function: metal ion binding; methylcrotonoyl-CoA carboxylase activity; ATP binding.